Messenger RNA from Rhodamnia argentea, 1071 nucleotides. RefSeq lists its product as uncharacterized. The coding region runs from base 1 to 1071 and encodes 356 amino acids. The record is from RefSeq and is a predicted model, not a curated record. The transcript has 2 exons. Lineage: Eukaryota; Viridiplantae; Streptophyta; Magnoliopsida; Myrtales; Myrtaceae.
AUGUGGGAUUACUUGAAGGAUGAAUACGAGGGAGAUGAGAAGAUAAGAAGCAUGAAGGUGUUGAAUCUCUUAAGGGAGUUUGAGAGACAACGGAUGAAGGAUUCGGAGUCGGUGAAGGAAUACUCUGAUAGGCUGAUUGAGAUAGCUGAAAAGAUCGAAGAUUUAGCCGACAUAAAGCUUGCAGAAUUGUUAAGUGCCCCGCAGGCACAAGAACAAAGAAGACUGAUGAGAAGAGUGAGAAGAGAAGAGCCUGUAGAGGGUACACCGCAAGCUAAAGUGAAGUUCAAUGAUGGAGGCAAAGGGAAGAAAUGGAAUCAGUCCAAAGGAAAUGCAGGUGACUCCAAGUUUGCAGCGAAAGAAGGAAGUUCUAGUGGGUCCGGCAAAUGGAAGAAGAACAAGAAGCCUUGUCAACACCGUGGUGGAACUACUCAUCGCUCCUUUAGAUGCUGGAGGAGGCCCGAUGCUAAGUGUAGAAGAUGUCACAAGAUGGGUCACAUGGAAGCAAUCCGCAAAGAGAACAAUCACCAGCAAGCGGGAGAAGCACAGAUAGCAAUGAAUGAGACCGAGGAAGAACGCUUGUUUGUGGCUUCCUAUUCCGGUUCUCCUGUUGAGAAUGAUGCAUGGCUGGUGGAUAGUGGCUGUACCAAUCAUAUGACUAGCAAUUUGAAGUCGUUUAGGAGUCUAGACAAGUCGGUCGGGUCCAAAGUCAGAAUUGGCAAUGGACAAGAUAUCGAAGUGCAAGGGAAGGGUACAGUGGCUAUUGAAGGAAAUCAGGAGGUGAAGCCGAUUAGUGAUGUUCUCUUUGUGCCAAAAAUAGACCAGAAUCUAUUGAGUGUUGGCCAAUUAGUUGAGAGGGGCUAUAAAGUGAAGUUUGAAGGAAAGGAGUGCCUCAUUGAUAAUGCAGAUAGCAAGGAAGUGCUGAGAAUGCCAAUGAAAGACAAGUGCUUCCUGUUCAAGCCACAGGAAAUGCAACAAAUGGCUUUGAAGUGCAAAGAAGAAAAUGCGAGCUAUGGCAUAAAGGCUCGGACAUGUUCACCUGGAAGAACAUGUUGUUUAUGCGGAGAGGAAUAG